UCCUCUCAACCUCAGCGUCUCUCAACCAUUUCCAAGACCUAACCAUUGUCACUACUACUCUGAUCGAUCUCAUCUAUCCAUCUUUCGUUCUAUCUUCUUCAAUACGAAGCUACCAAUAUGGAUCUCUUCCUGGUGGAAAAGGUUCUGUUAUCCUUGUUCUUAGCCGUGGUUGCGGCUAUCGCCAUCUCUAAACUCCGCGGCAAACGUUUUAAGCUGCCUCCGGGACCCAUACCCGUGCCGGUGUUUGGAAACUGGCUCCAAGUCGGCGAUGAUUUGAACCACCGCAACCUCACGGACCUGGCCAAGAAAUUCGGGGACAUAUUCUUGCUCCGAAUGGGCCAACGUAACCUCGUGGUGGUGUCGUCGCCGGAGCUGGCCAAAGAGGUGUUGCAAACGCAGGGAGUAGAGUUCGGGUCCAGGACCCGCAAUGUUGUGUUCGAUAUCUUCACGGGGCAGGGACAGGACAUGGUGUUCACGCUUUACGGUGAGCAUUGGAGGAAGAUGAGGCGGAUCAUGACAGUCCCUUUCUUCACCAACAAGGUGGUCCAGCAGCAAAGGGUCGCGUGGGAAGAAGAGGUGUCACGCGUGGUGGAGGAGGUGAAGAAUACCCCAGAAGCGUCGACGACUGGGAUCGUCAUAAGGAAGCGGUUGGAGCUGAUGAUGUACAAUAACAUGUACAGGAUAAUGUUCAAUAGGAGAUUCGAGAGCUUGGACGACCCUUUGUUCGUGAAGCUCAGGGCUUUGAACGGAGAGAGAAGUAGAUUAGCUCAGAGCUUUGAGUAUAACUAUGGCGACUUCAUUCCCAUUUUGAGACCCUUCUUGAGAGGCUACCUCAAGAUCUGUGAGGAUGUCAAGAACAGGAGGUUGCAGCUCUUCAAGGACUAUUUCAUCGAUGAGAGGCUAAAGAAGCUUGGGAGCACAAAGUCCGAAGGCUUCAAAUGCGCCAUGGACCAUAUUCUCGAGGCUGAGAAGAAAGGAGAGAUCAGCGAAAAUAACGUACUUUACAUUGUCGAGAACAUUAACGUUGCUGCAAUUGGAACAACACUAUGGUCCACUGAGUGGGGGCUUGCAGAGCUUGUGAACCACCCUAGAGUUCAGAAGAAGCUCCAACACGAGCUUGAUACGGUUCUUGGACCUGGCGUGCAAGUCACUGAGCCUGACCUCCAGAAGCUCCCCUACCUUCAGGCUGUGGUCAAAGAGGUUCUUAGGCUUCGAAUGGCAAUUCCUCUGCUGGUUCCCCACAUGAACCUCAAUCAUGCAAAGCUCGGUGGUUAUGAUAUCCCUGCCGAGAGCAAAGUCCUUGUGAAUGCCUGGUGGUGUGCCAACAACCCAGCCCACUGGAAAAAUCCAGAAGAAUUCCGACCGGAGAGGUUCUUAGAAGAAGAGUCCAAGGUUGAGGCUAACGGUAAUGACUUCAGGUACCUUCCCUUUGGAGUUGGAAGAAGAAGCUGCCCUGGAAUUAUUCUUGCAUUACCAGUUCUUGCAAUCACUUUAGGGCGUUUGGCACAGAAUUUUGAGCUCUGUCCUCCUCCAGGACAGUCCAAGGUUGACACCACAGAAAAGGGUGGGCAAUUCAGCUUGUUCAUAUUGAACCAUUCCACUGUAGUUUUAAAGCCAAGAUCGUUUUGAGUGUUGUAGGCCUCUCCUUGUGUCUUUUGAUGUCAUUGCGAUAACAGACCAUUGAAAGAUGGUUAGGGUUUUGAAUGUUUAAUGAAGUUGAAAAUUGUCUCGUGAACAGUAUUAUGUACGUAUGGGACAUGGCAGUGUAAAUCUGUGAACUUGAAAUCGUUUCAAUAAUCUGCAAUAAGUCCGUAUUCUCUUUCA
Molecule: messenger RNA, 1824 nt
Organism: Carya illinoinensis
Lineage: Eukaryota; Viridiplantae; Streptophyta; Magnoliopsida; Fagales; Juglandaceae
Product: trans-cinnamate 4-monooxygenase-like
Exons: 3
Coding region: 118-1629 (503 amino acids)
Biological process (GO): lignin metabolic process
Molecular function (GO): heme binding; trans-cinnamate 4-monooxygenase activity; iron ion binding
Source: RefSeq, a predicted model, not a curated record